Diaporthe citri is the source of this 1566-nucleotide messenger RNA. RefSeq lists its product as uncharacterized. NCBI's taxonomy places the organism in Eukaryota, Fungi, Ascomycota, Sordariomycetes, Diaporthales, Diaporthaceae. The transcript has 2 exons. The record is from RefSeq and is a predicted model, not a curated record. Gene Ontology annotation, molecular function: A2-type glycerophospholipase activity. Gene Ontology annotation, cellular component: mitochondrial inner membrane. Bases 1 to 1566 code for a protein of 521 amino acids. Gene Ontology annotation, biological process: cardiolipin acyl-chain remodeling.
AUGUCUACCGCCGCCGCACUUCCUCAACAACCUCAACAUUUCCCACAACCCGAGGUCGCCCCCACUUCCACCUCUCCUCAUCCCUCUGAUUCCGAAACAUCGUUGUCCUCCAGGGACUCCUCUAGGUCAGGCUCAAGGUCUAGGAAGCAGGAACAACAGCGUGGUCAGCAGCGAAUGUCGACGUAUUUCCCCUUGGGUUACAAAGAGGCCGCCUACCAGUGGUGGGCAAACCUCUCACCUGCCGCAUCCGAGCGCAAUGUCCUAAAAUAUGUCCCCUACCUCCGGGAGGCCAUCUCCGACUCCGCCAACCCCCAAGGUGCCAUCUCCAAACCCGAUCCCUACGGCCCUCGGGUAUGGCGCUCCACCAUGGUCGCCCUGUCCGGGAAGAACAGGGCCUUGAACGAGUACUCGGUCGAACGCCUCGAUGACUCGCCAGAUGAGACCCUCGUCAUGCUCCACGGCUACGGCGCAGGCCUGGGCUUCUUCUACAACAACUUCGAGCCACUCACGAGGGUCAACGGAUGGCGCCUGUACGCCCUAGACAUGCUAGGCAUGGGAAACUCUUCGCGGCCACCGUUCCGAAUUAAGGCCAAGGACCCAGCGGAGAAGAUCCAGGAGGCCGAGGGCUUCUUUGUCGACGCGCUCGAGGAGUGGCGCAAGAUCCGCAAGAUCGAGAAAUUCACGCUCUUGGGCCACUCCAUGGGGGGCUAUCUGGCGACGGCCUAUGCGCUCAAAUAUCCCGGUCAUCUGAACAAACUGAUUCUCGCUUCGCCCGUCGGGGUUCCCGAAGAUCCCAACGCGACAAAUGCCGAGCUGCCCGAACCGAAGGACUCGACACUGGCGCAAGAGUUCACCCAGAGCCAAGAAAGCAUUGUUCAGCAGGACAGCAACACUAAGACUACAGAUGUGCGCGUCGGCAACAACAAAACGAAGCAGGCCCCCAAGGCUCCACGGAGACAACUCCCUGGCUGGCUUAUAUGGCUGUGGGAUACCAACGCCGUCUCGCCGUUCAGCAUUGUCCGCAUGGGCGGACCCCUCGGCCCGCGCUUCGUGUCCGGUUGGACAUCGCGUCGUUUCAACCACCUGCCACCCGAGGAGGCUACCGCUCUCCACGAGUAUUCGUACAAUUUGUUCCGGCAGAAGGGCAGUGGUGAAUUUGCUCUGACCUAUCUCCUCGCGCCUGGUGCAUACGCGCGAGACCCACUCAUCAACCGCAUCGAUGAGGUUGGUCGGCAGGUCCUGAAACCCGCCUCCGAGGGCCAGCCAGCAAAGCGCGAAACUGGCUUUCCCAUCGUCUUGAUGUACGGAGACGGGGACUGGAUGGACGUCGGAGGCGGCUUCGCUGCGGAGGAGAAGAUAAAGGCACGGAUUGAGAAGGCGCUGAUGGAAGGCACAGAGGAGGAGAGGAAAAACGAGAAUGGAAGCGCAAGAGUGGUCGUCGUGCGGAAGGCUGGCCAUCACUUGUACUUGGACAACCCGGAUGAGUUCAACAAGUACAUCGUGAAGGAGCUGGAAGAGACGAGGGACUACAACAGAAGGAGAAGAUCCCAAGGUCUGUCUGUGUAG